This is a messenger RNA of Funneliformis geosporum, 543 nucleotides long. NCBI's taxonomy places the organism in Eukaryota, Fungi, Glomeromycota, Glomeromycetes, Glomerales, Glomeraceae. The record is from the annotation of a GenBank genome assembly.
AUGACUCGUAAUAAAAAAACCCUUAGAAAACCCGUAAAGAUGGGUGCUAGUUUAGGAAAUAACGGAGUAGGAUCGGCACAAUUUACCAAUGCUGAAGAUAUGAAAAACCGUUUCUUCAAUAAUGCCGCUAAUCGUCGUAAGGCUGGUGAUAAAGCCCAUGACUGUGAAGCAUUGGCGACAUUUUUUAACAGUUUUGCUGAUAUAGAUAGUCUUAAAAGAGAAAUGACUUUGGCUGUCAGUGAGCAAGAAUUUAACACUAGAAAAAGUCGAUUUCAGCAAAAAUUACAAACUGACCUUUCUAACAUACAGUCUAUUACUCCUGUUCACCAACAAGAAAUUAUUCAAUUGGAAGCCGAAAUUAAGGCAGUCGAAGCCAAAUAUCAAGAAAAUUUUGCUAAGGCUAAUAAAGAAACAGAUCCGGUUAAAAAGGCUAAUUUUGUAGCAUUGGCUAAUGAAGCACUAGAUGAAGUUAAAAGACUCAAGAAUAAAUAUAGUCAAAACCCAAUAGCCAACUUAGGCAAAUUUGACUAUUCUAAUGACUGA